Molecule: messenger RNA, 225 nt
Organism: Eurypyga helias (sunbittern)
Lineage: Eukaryota; Metazoa; Chordata; Aves; Eurypygiformes; Eurypygidae
Product: cAMP-dependent protein kinase inhibitor alpha-like
Exons: 2
Coding region: 1-225 (74 amino acids)
Biological process (GO): negative regulation of cAMP-dependent protein kinase activity
Cellular component (GO): cytoplasm; nucleus
Molecular function (GO): cAMP-dependent protein kinase inhibitor activity
Source: RefSeq, a predicted model, not a curated record
AUGACUGAGGUGGAACCCGUGCUGGACUUCGCAUCCUCCGGGAGAACGGGCCGGCGCAAUGCCCUGCCCGACAUCCUGGGCUCACCGGCCGGCGUCAGCCCCCCCGACCCGCACAAGCUGGCCGAGAUGUCCCUAAACGCAGGAAGCGCGCAGGAGAUGCAGUCGCCCUCGGCGGAGGUGCCCCCUCCGCAGCCCCCCAGCCCCGAUCUGAAGGACACAUCCUAA